Molecule: messenger RNA, 1431 nt
Organism: Aureobasidium namibiae CBS 147.97
Lineage: Eukaryota; Fungi; Ascomycota; Dothideomycetes; Dothideales; Saccotheciaceae
Product: Scramblase-domain-containing protein
Exons: 1
Biological process (GO): plasma membrane phospholipid scrambling
Cellular component (GO): plasma membrane
Molecular function (GO): phospholipid scramblase activity
Source: RefSeq, a predicted model, not a curated record
CAGAACAAGCCGGAGGAUCAACCUCAGAAAGUCCCGGAAGAACAGUCCAAGAAUGCUCUUGUCGCUUCAGCACUUGCUGAGACUCAAUCCUCGGAUCUCAUCGCACCAGUAACGAUACCUGACGAUCCGAAUGGUGUCCUCACACCAAGCCACCCAGCAUGGCAUCUGCUCAACAACAGCUCGCUGGUCAUUCAGCGACAAAUCGAAAUGAUGAACGUUUUUCUCGGAUUCGAGCAAGCCAACAGAUACGUCAUUAUGAACGGCAAAGGAGAAACAAUUGGAUACAUGGCUGAGCAGGAUCAUGGCAUGGGCAGCAUGUUGGUUCGACAGAUGGCCAAGACCCACCGCAGCUUUACCUGCCAUAUAUUCGACAAUAGCGAGAGGGAGAUCUUGCGUAUCCAUCGACCUUUCUCUUGGAUCUCGUCUCGCAUUCGUAUUUAUGAUCCCACUACUCCUGGGGACUACACACAAUCAGACACGCUUCAGGGCACAUCCGUCCAGUCGACCAUCAACCAGACCUCUGCAGCUCAGGUCUCCCCUCUUCCUCUGAACGACAUGAGGAUCAUUGGAGAAGCACAACAACAAUGGGCACCACUCCGCAGGAAAUACAACCUUUUCAACUAUCGUUCCAUUGCUCCCCCCAAUGACUCCACACCAAAGCUCACAUUAGGCGACGCCCCCAACACAUCCACCAAAGCUCUUGCAGUCACGGAAGGCGAAUCAGAACAAGCAAUCGAGGCCGGCAUGCAGCAAUUCGCCUUUGUCAAUGAGCCCUUCCUCUCCUGGGACUUUUCCCUCAAAGACGCGGACGAUCGCAAGAUCGGCAGUGUCAACCGCAAUUUCGUUGGGUUUGCUCGAGAGAUCUUCACAGAUACUGGUGUCUAUGCUUUACGCAUGGAUUCUGCUGCGCUCGAGGAAGCUUCAGAAGAGCAAAUGGCGAUGACGCUGGAUCAAAGGGCUGUCAUGCUUGCCACUGCCGUUAGCAUUGACUUUGACUACUUUUCCAGACAUAGUGGAGCCCUGGGCGGCGGAGGCUUCUUCCCCAUUUGGUUCCCUGGUAUGGGAGGUGGUGCUGCCGAGGGCGGUGCAGUGGCCACUGAAGUCGGAACUGCAGAAGGUGCCAUGAGUGGAGCAACAAGAGGCGUUUCGGGCUCUGAGGGCGCUAUUGGAGCUGCAGGUUCAAUGGCAGGAGUUGAAGCCAUGAAUCGUGGCCGAGGCAACCAACCAGCGGAUGACGCUAGUCCACAGGCUCCUGUUGAGCCAUUCCAAAAUGAUGGCAGUGUUGGACAGUCGCAAGGAGAUAGUUGGGGUGAGCAGAGUCCUUGGGCUCAGCAAUCGCAACAGCCUCAGGAUGAUCCUUGGGGCAAUCAAGGAGGUUCUGAUGGCGGUGAUGGAGGAGGUGAUGGUUUUGACUUUGAUGACUUCUUCUAG